Messenger RNA from Coccinella septempunctata (seven-spotted ladybird), 2933 nucleotides. RefSeq names its product L-threonine ammonia-lyase-like. Bases 762 to 2795 code for a protein of 677 amino acids. The transcript has 6 exons. NCBI's taxonomy places the organism in Eukaryota, Metazoa, Arthropoda, Insecta, Coleoptera, Coccinellidae. The record is from RefSeq and is a predicted model, not a curated record. Gene Ontology annotation, biological process: L-threonine catabolic process; glutathione catabolic process; L-serine catabolic process. Gene Ontology annotation, cellular component: plasma membrane. Gene Ontology annotation, molecular function: threonine deaminase activity; L-serine ammonia-lyase activity; glutathione gamma-glutamate hydrolase.
AGAAUCUAGGGACAAAAAAUGCCGAACUCAAAAACGUCGAAAAAGGUCAAAUCCUUAGAAGAAAUCGAGGAAGAAACAGAUACCCCUUCCGAAGUAGGGGACUCAAACACGAAAGGUGGCUCAGCGAAUGAAGUCAAUAAGGCCAAAAAUAAGGAAAAUUCCAGAGAUGAAAACGAAGGAAGUGAAAGUAGUGACGAUGAAAACGACAAGGGUUCAGUAUCAGUUUCAUCAGACGAAGAAUCUUCGAGACUGAGAAGAUAUUUGAAUGCAAUCAAAAAUUCGAACUGCAGAUGCGUGGAUAGAGAAAUGUUUUUGAAAAUGUUGAUACCACUGGUUUCUGUGGUGGUUACCUUAGCUGCCAUCAUGGUGCUUUUCCUAUUCGAAGAUGAUAUUCAUGAAAUUUACGAGUUGGAUGAACAAAAUGAACAGAAACCCCUUUAUCAAGAAAGGUAUCCCCUUCUUUAAACAGUUCAGAGUUAAAAUUCAAUCCUGAUGAAAUCAAUUAUGUAAAUAAUGUAUAUAAGCUAUAAAACAGUAAGAUCAAAUAAAUUUUCAUGGAAUACCUCUUCUAUUGACUGAACGAAGCAUGUUUGAAAUAGGUCGACCUAGUUUGAUUAUCGAAUGUAGCCAAAAAUUGAAGGUUAAAUGACAGUGUCAAAAUUAUUAUAAUUUUGAGCAAUUUUGGCAUUGUCAUCUAACCUUCAUUUUCGGAUGCAUUAGAUUCAUGAUUUUCCCUCAAAAUUCAAAAUUAUCAGUAGAAAAUGAACGAACCAGAAAUCCCAGAUCCAUACUGCAAUCCAGACUCACCUGUUGCUAUAACAUUCGAUGAAAUAACAUCAGCAGCCUACCGAAUCAAAUCUGGAAUCAAAAAUACUGAGUGCUCGAAGUCUGAACAUCUCACCAACUUGACUGGCAUGGAGAUAUACAUAAAAAAGGAAUUCCUGCAGGCUACUGGGAGUUUCAAAGAGAGAGGAGCAAGGUUUGCGAUGUUGAGGAUGCCAGAUGAUGUAAAAGCUAAAGGAGUUGUUGCUGCAUCUGCUGGAAACCAUGCACAGGCAUGCUGUUAUCACGGUCUUACGCUUGGAAUACCUGUCACAGUCGUUAUGCCAGAAUGUGCACCCAUCAUGAAGAUUCAAAAAUGUAGGAAUUACAAGGGAAAUGUGAUAGUUCAAGGCAAAAAUUUGUCGGAAUCCAAAAAAAUCGCUCUGGCUUACGCUAGAGAUAAUGGAAUGAUGUAUUUGAAUGGCUACGAUCAUCCGCAAGUUUUGGCUGGUCAAGGCACUAUCGGUUUGGAAGUUUGGGAGCAAGUUCCUGAUCUUGGAGCCGUUAUAGUUCCAGUUGGUGGCGGAGGGCUUCUGGCAGGAAUUUGCGUUGCUAUAAAAGCCCUUGAUCGGAAUAUACAAGUCAUUGGAGUAGAACCAGAAAGGGCUGCUUGCCUGACAGAGGCUUUUAAAGUGGGGAAACCAGUGGAAGUUAAAGUCGACAGUACUUUAGCUGACGGUUUGGCUGUGGCAAAAAUUGGAGUAAAUUCAUUCGAAUGUGUGAAACGUAUCCUGGAUAAAUGCGUGGCCGUCAAAGAACAAUAUGUGGCUUUAGCCAUUUUGAGACUUGUCGAGUAUGAGAAGAGCGUAGUCGAAGGAGCUGGGGCUAGUCCUUUGGCCGCUAUUCUGCAAGGUCUGGUGCCAGAAUUGAAAGGAAAGAAAGUCUGUUUGAUUCUCAGUGGAGGAAAUAUCGAUACAACGGUUUUGGGUCGUGUCCUUGAGAGAGGUUUAGCAGCAGAUGGACGUUUGGUCAAGGUGAAGGUCUGUAUUUCCGACAGAAUUGGUGGGAUAGAAGAUCUCUCGAAUACUAUCGGAAGUUUAGGUGUUCACAUCAAGGAUAUGGUUCAUGAACGAGCUUGGGUCGUAGAAGACGUUUUCAAGGUGGAAGUAAAAGUGAUAUGCGAAUGCAGGGACCGGGAACACAGUUUGACCCUCAAAGAAACAUUAGCUAACAAAUAUGGAUCAAUAUACUUCAAUGGUCAACUGUACCCAGACGACGAUAUAGCCAGACCGACAGCAAUUUUCGCUGGUCCACCCUCCCAACCACCAAUGCUACCCGAAACAACUAGUUUGUCGGUACAACAGAAUGUGGUAGAUUUAGAGGUAGGCUCGAAGAGGGCAGAUACAACAGCAGCUUCAUCGCAAGCGUCCGCACAGAUGGGCGCUGGUUCUAUGCAUCCCUCCCAACAGCCAACAGGUUCUUUUCAUCCUUCUCAAGCUGGAGGGUAUACCCCAUACCAGCAAACUGGUGGCUCACUACACCCGUCUCAGCUUCAGGGCUCACAGCAUCCAUCCCAACAGAUUGGUGGAUCUCUACAUCCCUCGCAAGUAGUCUGUGAACCGUGCGGUUCCGUGCAAGGGUCCCAGCAGAUAGCCGGUUCCAUGCACCCUUCCUGCGCUCCUUGUGCCUCUUUCCAGGGUGCAGCUGGCGGUUCUCUCCAUCCCUCGCAGCAGAUGGGCUCUCUGCACCCAUCGCAGCAGGGUUCCCUGCAUCCAUCACAGCAGAUGGGUUCUAUGCAUCCAUCGCAGCAGGGUUCAGUUCAACCUUCGAUUGGUGGUUCUGUUGCGGGCCAGCUUCCUCCCCUUGCACCACCGUUGGGAGACCAAUCCUUCGCUCAAGCUGCAACCCAAAUCAGUUACAGUCAGCAGUCGCAGCAGUCAGCUAGACAGAACGAUGUAGGCUUGCAGAAACGAUUCUCCUGCUGCUCCUGCAAAAGGCGUAGCGCCCCUGGGGAUUACAACAGAGCAUCGUGAUAAACCAACACAUUAAACUUUCCAUAUAUACUGUCGAAACUGUGACAUCAUCAUUUUUUUCUGUAGUCCUUUUUAUUUCACGUCGAAUAAACGUCAUGAUUUGUCACUCUGAAGGGGGUCUUUGAAACCGUUAUGGAC